This is a messenger RNA of Achroia grisella, 1343 nucleotides long. Its product is annotated as trypsin alpha-like. The record is from RefSeq and is a predicted model, not a curated record. Lineage: Eukaryota; Metazoa; Arthropoda; Insecta; Lepidoptera; Pyralidae. The transcript has 7 exons. Gene Ontology annotation, biological process: proteolysis. The coding region runs from base 57 to 989 and encodes 310 amino acids. Gene Ontology annotation, molecular function: serine-type endopeptidase activity.
ACAAGUUUUACGUGGAGGAUUGAAAGUGUGUGAAGUUAUACAUAACAGUGCUAAUAAUGGAAAAAAUUAUAUAUUUAUUGUCUUUGGCUUUCGUUUGCUCAUAUGCAGGUACUAUAGAUCAGACUGACAAUUCUUUAUCAGGAAGAAUUCUAAAUGGCCAACAUGCUACACACCAGCAAUUCAAUUAUACGGUUUCCAUUCAACGCCUUAGUGAAAUUUCCACUCAUGGAUUUGGACAUAAGUGUGGUGGUGCAUUAAUCACAUACCAACAUGUCUUGACAGCUGCCACCUGUACAUACAGCAUUAGUUUUAACGGCGACAUCUUAACAAUUAACCCAAGCGAAUUUAGAGUAUUUGCAGGCUCAGUUUUUCUAUCAAAUGCUACCAGUGACAGAAUAAGACUUAUAACCAAUUACUUUGUACAUCCCGAACAUAUAAUCGCACCGUCUCAUGUCAACGAUAUCGCUAUUCUUAAUUUGACAUUGCCCUUCGCGUUAUCAGUUGUAACACCACUACCAUUACCAUCUGGAAAUUUCUCUCCGUCUGAUUUUACUCGGUGCACAGUUGCUGGCUGGGGUGCAUGGACUACUGGAUCUACGACGCCUUCCGAACAGCUACGAUUUUCCAAUACAUAUAUUUACAAUCAAGAUGAAUGCAGAGGAUUAGUUCAUAAUGCGCAAAAUUUAGGAAACCUUUUGCCUACCAUGAUAUGCGCGGCACAUUUUAAUGUCCUUGCUAAAACAUGUUUGGGUGAUAAAGGUAAUCCAUUGGUAUGUGGUGGAACCUUAACUGGCAUAUCAUUCUUACCAACUGAUUGUCUGACCUCUACUAAUAUAACACCAGUGUUGCCAGAAGUUUACACCAGGGUUUCUAAUUAUACUACAUGGAUAAGAAGUAUUACAAGCUCUGCGCCUACUGUCAGACUAGGAUUAUACGCUUUAUUAUUGCUCUCACUAUUUCAUGGACUUUUUCUGAAAAUAGUGAACUAAGUGAACAUUUGUGAUUAAAUUUUGAUAAAUGCUCCUGUCACCACACGAGCUGCAGGUAUUAUUUUUAAUAUAAUUAUCCAAGUGGAUUUUUCAGUUGCAACGUAACUUAAACAUUAUUUAUACAACAAUCUAAUCUGCGGUAAGUGGAUAAGAAGUUUUUAUCAAACGGUACGGUACAAAUUUUAAUUAUAAGUAUUCUUAAUUGGUCGCUGCAUAGAAGCAUUAUAGAUAAAAGAAUUGUAAAGCUAGUAUGUAUCUAAUUGAAAUUAUAGUUUAAGUGAGUAAUAAGAAUUUUUUUUCUCAUCUCAUUUCAGGUUUGAAUCCCACAAGGUUAAUUUGAUAAUAAUUUUAAAU